Messenger RNA from Penicillium cataractarum, 3048 nucleotides. RefSeq lists its product as uncharacterized. The transcript is spliced from 3 exons. Lineage: Eukaryota; Fungi; Ascomycota; Eurotiomycetes; Eurotiales; Aspergillaceae. Bases 1 to 3048 code for a protein of 1015 amino acids. Gene Ontology annotation, molecular function: protein binding. The record is from RefSeq and is a predicted model, not a curated record.
AUGAGCUUUGGAAUUGGAGUGGGCGAUUUUCUUGCUGUAAUAAAGCUUGCUACCAAGGUAAGAAGGGAAUUCGCUGGCGCACCCGACCAAUUCAAGGCUAUUAGUGACGAAGUUCGAAAUCUGUCAUUUGUAGUACAAGAUGUCGAAAUUGAUGUAUCCAGCAAGGAUCUCGACGCCAAGCAACAAACCGAGCUAGAAGAAAUAGCCAAGAGCUGUUGCAAUGUUCUCGGUGAGCUUGAGAGCAUGAUCCAUAACUAUAGAGAUCUGGGGCCUAUCGGCGACAGCAAAAAAAGCAUAGCGAAACGCGCAUGGAAACGAUUGAAAUGGGAGCCGAAUGAGAUCCAAGAACUUCGGCAACGAAUAAUCAGCAACAUUGCUCUUCUUGAUGCUUUCAAUGGACGAAUGACACGAACCAGCAUCCGACGCCUUGUACAAUGUCAAGAUGACCAAAAGCGGCAAGAACUGCUGACCUGGCUCUCGCCCUUGGAUUACGGCGCACAACAGAGUGACUAUAUUGCACGACGCCAACCCGGGACUGGUCAGUGGCUUCUGGACUCACCGGAAUUUCAAUCGUGGAUCUCGGGCUCAAAGCAGACACUAUUUUGCCCGGGGAUUCCCGGAGCAGGCAAAACCAUCCUGACCUCUAUCGUUAUUGAAGAGCUGUAUGAUCAAUACAGAAAUGAUGGUAGUGUCGCCAUCACAUUUCUAUACUGCAGCUUUCGGCGUCGUCACGAGCAAGGCUUGGCACAUCUGCUUGCAAGUCUUUUGAGGCAAUUGGCGCAAGCUCAGCCAGACUUACCGAGUCCCUUAUCUAAUAUAUACGAUGAGCAUAGAGCCAAAAGCACGAGACCCAAGGUCGAAGAGCUUUCUAAGGCGCUGGAGUCUCUCGCUCAGCAAGGGGGCUUUUCAAAAGUCUUUGUUGUGAUUGAUGCCCUGGACGAGUGCGAUAUGUCGAACAGAUCAUGUACGAAAUUGUUGGAUACGAUGUUUGACCUGCAAGCUUCGUGCAAUGUGAACCUCUUUGCAACUUCACGCUUUAUCCCGGAGAUUACUGAGCGGUUCCAAGAAUUGCCAACCCUUGAAAUUCGGGCAAGCAAGGAAGAUGUUACAAGAUAUCUUCGAGAUAAUUUGUCGAUUUUGCCUUCCUUUGUGUCAAGGAACAAGGACCUGCAGGACGAGAUCUCAACUGCGAUAACUACGGCAGUUGACGGAAUGUUUCUACUUGCUCAGCUUUACCUCAAUUCGUUAGUAGGAAAACGGUCGCCCAAGGCAAUUCGGUCUGCCCUAAAAGGACUUUCCUCCGACACUCAAAGAUACGAUUCUGCUUAUGAUGAUGCCAUGAAACGCAUCCAGGGACAAGUCCCCGACAAAAGUGAAUUGGCACUACAAGUUCUUGCAUGGAUCACAUGUGCCAAAAGGCCGCUCACCACGAUUGAGCUACAGACUGCUCUUGCUGUGGAAGUCGAUGAGCCAGAAUUCGACCCUGAGAAUUUGCCGGACCUGACCGAUAUGGUCUCAGUCUGUGCCGGCUUGGUCACUGUGGACGAGCAGAGCGACAUCAUCCGGCUAGUACAUUAUACCACGCAGGAGUAUUUUGAGCGAAACAAAGCCACCUGGUUUCCAAGAGCACACCAUAGUAUUGGCAGGAUAUGCGUUGCAUACCUAUCGUCAAUGGCAUCUAAGGCAGAGCAUUGGUUGACGGAGACUGAACACGAUGCUCAGCUGGAUAUCGAGCUCAAUGCCCGUCUACACUUCGAACUCAAUAAUCUCGUGCGCGAUAACCCUCUCAUCGUAUAUGCAGGUGAUUUCUGGGGUCACCAUGUCAAUAGCAGAUUAUACGACGAUGACGUGGAAGCUAGCGAUGACUUGAUCAUUGGUUUUCUGAGCGAUAUUCCAAAAGUGAAUUGCUGCGCACGAGUUCUUCUGUGGGUUGAUUCACAUUCGCGUGAUCAAGAUUACUAUCUGAGGCCAAUGAGCUACUUUGGUGGAGGUCGAUACCCGGUAUUCAGCCCACAGCUCGCCACGGGUUUACAUCUUGCUAUCUGGUUUGUCAUGCCUGAUAUCAUUGAGAAGAUGAUCUCACGCGGAUGGCCAGUAGACUCGAAAGAUGCCUGUGGGAGAACGCCAUUAUUCUGGGCAGUCUGUUUUGGUCUUUCAGACAUAGUAUCCUUGUUACUGGAGAAUGGUGCCGAUCCUGGGAUGAAGGAUAGAUAUGGCCAUUCACCCCUGUACGCGUCAGGCUGGCUUGGGUCGGCUAAUUCAGCUGAAAUAGCCGGCUUGCUGGUGGAACAGGCUACCAAACCGGGGGCUGCGAUUGGAGAUAACUCCGACGAAAUGCAAAGUCUUCUUCUUGCUGCAUGCAUGGGAAUCAACGAACCUUUCGUCAAGCUCUUGCUAGAGUGCAAUGUUGAUGUUGAGGCCAAGAGCGAAGAUGGUCGGAAUGCUCUUUCGCUGGCUGCGUUGUAUAGUCGUGGAAAUGUUGUUCGUCUCUUGCUAGAGAGAGGGUCUGAUUCUGACUCGCCCGAUGACGUGGGCCGAACCGCAUUUCACUAUGCUGCCUCUCAACCAGACGGUACAAUAGUGGCAUCUUUGUUUGCAUACAAUCCUAAUGGGCUGAACCGGAGGGAUUUAUAUGGCCGAACACCGUUGCACGUUGCUGCAACUAGGGGUAAACUACAGUCAGUGAGAGCUCUGUUAGCCAUGGAGGGUAUUGAUUGUGAGAUUAAAGAUAACUUUGGUCGUACCGCACUUGAUGAUGCCCUUGGACGAGGCUACGAUGACGUUGCUAAAGCCAUCCAGAACGUGACUGGAGGCAUAGAUGAAGUGAUCCAUCCCAGGAAAGCCAAACCUUUACGACGGGUGCUCAAUGUGGAAUGUGAUGCUUGUAUGCUUGCUAUAAGGCCCGGUGAGACCUGGUACCAUUGUUUCUUGUGCAGAGAUGGGGACUUUGACCUAUGUAAUGGGUGUUAUCAACUUGGGGCACACUGCUUGAAUCGCGAUCAUGGCUUGGCAGCGCGUGCUGGCACUAAGCUGUCAAAUAACUUGUGA